AAAAUGGAUGAAGGCAAUCAGUCUGUGGUGACAGAAUUUAUACUUUGGGGACUUACCAACUCAAAGAACCUUCAGGUCUUACUCUUUGUGAUGUUUUUGAUGCUUUAUCUUCUCAUCGUGUCAGGAAAUAUUGUCAUCAUGCUCUUAAUUACCACGGACCGGCAUCUCCAUUCUCCCAUGUACUUCCUGUUGGCCAACCUGUCCUUUGUUGAUAUAUGUCUUUCCUCAAACACUACUCCUAAGAUGAUAUCAGACUUUCUCAUAGAAAAAAAGACCAUUUCCUUUGCAUUCUGCAUGUCCCAGGUCUUCUUUGUCCAUUGUAUUGCUGCAGGAGAGAUGGUGUUGUUGGUUGUAAUGGCUUAUGACCGCUAUGUGGCCAUCUGCAAACCACUUCACUACUUCACCAUUAUGAACCUGAAAAGAUGCACUUGGUUGGUGUUUAUUUCUUGGACUACUGGCUUUGUGCAUGGCAUGAGUCACCUGGUAGUGAUUGUGGAGUUGCCCUUUUGUGGUCCCAAGGAAAUAGACAGCUUUUUUUGUGACGUGCCAUUGCUCAUCAAGCUAGCUUGCUUAGAUUCCCAUGAUUUGGAUAUCCUAACAAAUGCUGACUGUGGGGUGGUGGCUGUAACCUGUUUUAUUCUGUUGCUCAUUUCCUACACAUUCAUCCUAAUCAGUGUUCUCCAGAGUUCCAAAUCUGGUGCGUCUAAGGCUCUGUCCACAUGCAGUGCCCACAUCACAGUGGUGUUGAUCUUUUUUGGGCCUUGCCUUUUCAUUUAUGUAUGGCCACUCAACAUUACCUGGUUGGAUAAAUUUUUUGCUGUGUUUUACUCUGUUUUUACACCUUUUCUAAACCCAGCAAUUUAUACACUGAGAAACAAAGAGAUGAAAAACGCUAUGAAAAGAUUCCUAAGUAACUAUCUUAGUUCCAAAAGAAAUCCUUAA
Cricetulus griseus (Chinese hamster) is the source of this 942-nucleotide messenger RNA. NCBI's taxonomy places the organism in Eukaryota, Metazoa, Chordata, Mammalia, Rodentia, Cricetidae. The record is from RefSeq and is a predicted model, not a curated record.